This is a messenger RNA of Suncus etruscus (white-toothed pygmy shrew), 783 nucleotides long. It is a transcript of the gene IFT27, whose product is annotated as intraflagellar transport 27. The coding region runs from base 133 to 693 and encodes 186 amino acids. The record is from RefSeq and is a predicted model, not a curated record. Lineage: Eukaryota; Metazoa; Chordata; Mammalia; Eulipotyphla; Soricidae. Gene Ontology annotation, cellular component: Golgi apparatus. Gene Ontology annotation, molecular function: GTP binding; GTPase activity. The transcript has 7 exons.
CCAGCACCCCCCAAGAUCCCAGGCCCCGGAGUCUCAGCGCUCCCAACUUGGCCGGCGCCCUCGGCAGACUCACUAAGACCCACCUAAGGGAGGUGCGCAAGCCCCCACGGUGCAAGCCAAGGCCUGGUUACCAUGGUGAAGCUGGCAGCAAAGUGCAUCCUGGCGGGGGACCCCGCCGUGGGCAAGACAGCCCUCGCCCAGAUAUUUCGUACAGACAGUGCCCUCUUCCAGAAGAACUACACGCUGACCACAGGGGCGGAUUUGGUGGUGAAGACGUUGCCUGUCCCAGACACCACAGACAGCGUGGAAUUCUUCAUUAUUGAUUCUGCUGGCAAGGAGCUGUUCUCAGAAAUGCUGGAUAAACUGUGGGAAGACCCCAGCAUGCUGUGUCUGGUCUACGACGUGACCAACGAACAGUCCUUCCAGAACUGCGCCAAGUGGCUGGAGAAGGUGCGGGCACAGUGCCCCAGCGCUUCCCUCCCAGGUGUGUUGGUGGGGAACAAGACAGACCUGGUGGGCAGGAGGACUGUGGAUUCAGCGAAGGCUCACGCUUGGGCCUUGGGUCAAGGCCUGGAAUGUUUUGAAACUUCAGUGAAAUUGAUGGAGAACUUUGAGGCUCCUUUCCACUGCCUGGCCAAGCAGUUCCUCCACUUGUACCGGGAGAAGGUGGAGGGUUUCCAUGCGCUGGUGUGAGGGGCAGGCAAGGACAGAGAAGACGGACAUGCUGGGACUCCUGAAACCCUGACGGUGACUUUAAAUAAAAAGGACACGGGCAUCACUGCA